Messenger RNA from Thelazia callipaeda (thelaziosis nematode), 4029 nucleotides. NCBI's taxonomy places the organism in Eukaryota, Metazoa, Nematoda, Chromadorea, Rhabditida, Thelaziidae. The record is from the annotation of a GenBank genome assembly.
AUGACAGUAUCGCAAGCACAAAAUCGUGCGUUAUGGAUGGAAGAAUUUGUUGAGGAAAAUACUUAUCAACAGGAUUACCAACGAAUCGUUAUGAAUCCAAAUACGCUAAGAGUAAGCUGCUUAAAUUGUAACUCAGAAAGUCACAAAACCACGGAUUGCAUUUUGCCACGUGGAUGUGUCUCAUGUUUUGAGAAUGGUGAAAAACUGCGCAAGAUGGUUUCCUUAAGACUAUACUGUAAUACGAACUGUAAUACGCGCUAUAUGAUAUCUUACGAUUAUCCAUUGAAAGGUACUGUACUUCACAUAAAUCGUAAGAAUAACUGUUUAUACGUGAGACCACAAAAUCUAGACGAUGAAUGUGCCUUACUUGAAGCCUAUUUGUUUGACAUGAAGAAAACGGUACUAUCUCCUACACCACCCACCAAAAUCAACAUUGCAGCGCUUUCAGGUGGGGUCUACUUGAUUCGACGUCAGGGCAGCAACGUGUUAGCGCGCGCUGUGUGCGCGCAUAUGUUUUUUAAUUGGCGAAUGUCUACUCACUGGCAGGUUAGAUAUUUUUUUAUGUAUCUAAUUGACAUUGGGCAGACGGAAUUUGUUGAUGAGCGCUUUAUAUAUAUUCUUCCUGUGGAACUUCAGCUUGUGCCACCUUUGGCAAUGCCAUUACUCCUAACAAACUGUAGAGUUGGGUAUGAAAGCACAAAUAAGUGUGCUUUGGAUCAUUUUUCGCCCCUGUACAUUGGAUCUACUUGUAUUUUUGCCCUCUCAUCUUCUUAUAAAGGUCAAGUUCUAUCGUUAUCAAAAGAUGGUUAUUAUCCGAACUUCGCGAAUAGUAUGUAUCCGCCAGCUUUAUUGGCACGUGUUUUUAGUGGAGCAUCAAUAAAUGAAGAAAUAUUUUGUAAAUGGGGAUUACCGGAUCUUAAUUUACUCAGUCAUGCACUGCAUGCACCGUAUUAUCCAUCAACUUUUGCAUACAAAAAAUUCUCGCUUGACCCUCAACUGCCAGUUACUUUAGCUGUUCGAGUAACAGAGAAGAUUAGUCCAAAUCAGUACUGGCUGCACGAUGCUUCACUUUGUUCUUUCAUUAACAAACAAAUGGUAUUACCAUCUAAUGGCCUGUGGCCAUAUGUUGAAGUUGAUCGGUCAUUAGCUUGUAUUGCGUAUAUUCAACGUCCAGUACGUAAACGGUUACAUUAUUACAGAGCGGUGGCAAGUAAUUUUGAUGAUCAGAAAAGUCGUUGUUCAGUUUUUUUGAUUGAUUAUGGGCAAACGUUGAAUUGUGAUGUUCAUAAUCUUUUCGAUCUUUCCGAUCAACCAGCUGUAGUUCUACAUACUUUUGCUGCAGCAUUUCAAUGCAUUGUAAAUCAAGCACACACGCUAGAAACUGGCAUCCAUAUUGCUAAGCUGGCAGUGGAUGAAAAAUACAUUAUUCAACUAAUCGGUAAAGAAGAUGAAAAUACUUAUACUGCAAUAAUUGACAUGUACAUUCAACCUCAUUUUCAAUGUGCAAACAGAUUUUCUGACUUGGACUCAAACAGCAGUCUCAUCAGAAGCAUUGAUAAUGGACAGCUCACUGAACUUCCUACCUGUUGUGAUGAAAAGAGCUCGUUCAAUUAUCAUUUGGAAGAAAUAAGUACUGCAGUCGAACUCAGUGAUGGUUGCGCUGAAAGUACUGAUGUUAGCAACGAUAACGCUGAUAACUACAAUAAUGAUAACAGUGAUAACAACAAUACUACUACUAUUACUACUACUACUACUACUGCUACUACUACUGCUAUUACUAUUACUACUACUAAUAAUAAUAAUAAUAAUAAUGAUAAUAAUCAUGAUAGUGAUAAUAAUAGUACCGAUAAUAAUAGUAAUGAUAAUAAUAAUAAUGACAAUAAUAAGACAUUCGAAAGAAAAAUAAUAUCAUCUCUUGUAUUUAACAGGGAAAUUGGAAAUGGUUUAAAAUCAUUAGACGUAAAAGUCAACGUAAAGCUAGCUCAGGUAUCAAACCGUUUGGAUGAUCUGUUUAAUGCUUUUCAUCGUUUACAGGUAACUGAAAUGAUGAAUAAAAACAAAAAUAUGAAUUUAACUUUGUCUUUUUUUGCCUUUAUUUUACUUAAAUGUAAAUGUGUGCUAGUUUUAAUGCUUGGAGGAGCUGGUGUUGAGAGCAAAUUUGAACAGAAGUAUUGCACGAAUGAGGUCACGCAAGUAACAGCUAAACAGGAAUCACGAAAUCAAAACCAAGCCUCGCCACCACCUGCUUAUGAUGGAAAAGAUAUUAUUUUCUAUAAUACGCAGUAUCAACCGUCUCUAAUUAGGCAGAAUCCAUGGUGCAGGUACCAACCAGUUAUGUACCCUCAACACUACCAACGUCAUCAUCAAUACCGAUAUCAACAUCAGUAUCAACACCAACAUUAUCAUCAGCAUCAGCAACCACAUGUUAUAUUAUCAAAUGGACGUUGUUAUAUUCACGGCUAUGAAAAUCAGAACUGCGAAUAUGCAAAUAUGCAAUGGCAAUCAAAUCAUAUUUAUUCAAAUCAAAUAAAUCAGCAAGGUAUAUUGCGUAAGACUAAUUUAUCCAAGCAGCGGCAUGCUGUAGACAGCAACAUGCAGCGUAAUCAAUCACAACAAACGCGUACGUUUGUCCCAGGUUGUGUGAUCUGUUCUCAGCAACAAUUAAUUGAAAGUCAAACUUCGAAACUGUGCUGCUUCUGUGGUGCUUAUAUGGAAAAAAGAAUACAGCAUCAUGCAACAAAUUCAUCAUAUUUUCCAUCCAUCGCUCGACGUGUAUGCAUGCCACAUCCUACACAAUUGCAUUCUGUAGAAAAUCACCUCCCUGAAUCCUCCAACUCCAUCUAUUCCUCAUCUUUCGCACAUUCGAAUUUCAACACACAUUCAAAUGUGGAUGGUCAAAUCCUAUCACGUUGUUCAUCUCCUACGCGGCUAGAUAUCUGUGGAACAGCAAUAUUAGAAUCUAUGAACACAGUUGGAAACAAGAAAAAACCUUUCAUUUCCAAGGAACCUAGAACAUGCAAUAACAGUAAUAACACUUACGUAAAGCAAACAGAGGGACUCGAGAAGCCAGAAAAGAAGUCUGAGACAUUCUGCAAAAGCACUUCAUCGUUUAAGCAACAAACAAUUUUGUCAAUUUUUUUAAAUAUUUUGCAAAGUUUUUUAAUUUCUAAGAAUAAGUCGGAAUCGUGUUGGAUCUGUGGAAAAAGUGGCCAUCUAACAAGAUACUGCCAAUCCACGCCGCCUGAUUUGUGGCAGUUACCUCAAGAUACACAGAAAGCAACGAUUAAUAAGCCCCGAGAUGAAAAAGGUCGAGUACUGUAUACUAGUGAUGAAUCGUCUGAUGAUGAAUUAAUAUAUGAAAGUGAAUCUGAAGAAACUAUGACACAGGUUUUUAAGCAUUUAAAAGUUUUAGCUUUUCCAGGCGAUCAGAAACAAAGCAGUAUUUUGAGGAAAAUGCUUUUAGUAGCUCAUUUCAAUCCUAUAGCAAUAGAAUUCGGACAUAAGUAUGCUGUGACACGAUCAGAUGAUGAUACAGACUUUUUACUCUGGCCAUUAUUUUUCGUUCAGAUUCAUUCCAAAGAAUGUCAUAAAAUUUUGGAUACAUAUUUGGAUUCAUUAGUUGUUAAAACACCUUUAACUCUCCAAGAAAUGGCAAUUGGAAAAUUAUGUGUGGCAUAUUGUGAACGUUUUGAUGCAAAGUUUCGAGCAGUAAUCACUGCUAUCCGCGCAAAUCUUGUAGAAGUAUUUUACGUUGAUUAUGGAAAUUAUGAAUGGGUCUUAUAUACUUCCUUGUGGUCAAUUUCAGAUCAAGAUCAAACAAUCAUGAAACAACCAGGAAUGGCUAUUCCAUGUAUUUUGCAAGCUUAUGAUGAGGUGGCAGAACAAAAACAAGAAGAGGUCAGCAAAAUGAAAGAAGCGGUCAGUUGCCGUCAGUGUGGCUUUUGGCUUCAAUUCUACAAGCAACGUGUAGAUGGCGUAUACGUAGUAAAUGUCGUGGACGAGGAAGACAGUAAAAAUUUGCAGCAGUGA